Messenger RNA from Pecten maximus, 2613 nucleotides. Its product is annotated as CAR1 transcription factor-like. The coding region runs from base 133 to 2358 and encodes 741 amino acids. The transcript is spliced from 9 exons. The record is from RefSeq and is a predicted model, not a curated record. NCBI's taxonomy places the organism in Eukaryota, Metazoa, Mollusca, Bivalvia, Pectinida, Pectinidae. Gene Ontology annotation, cellular component: membrane.
CAUAUCAACUGUUUUUAUAUUCUUCAAAUUUUGGAUUUUAUUUCGAAGGAGAAAAUUAGUGAUGUGGAUUUAGAGUGACAAUAUUUACAUUUUUGUGUCCUGUGACGAUCUGUGAUAUUUCGUAUACAAACAAUGGCUAAAUGUUCAUCCAGACAACUUGUAUUUGUAUUCUUUAAUUUCCUCUUCUUGUGUCUUGGGCUAACACUUGUUGGAUUUGUGGCCUGGACCUUAGCUACCAUUCCAAAUGCCAACGAAUUCAUAUCUGGUACACAUAUUGUUACUUUGACAAGUUUCUGCCUGGGAUUCGUGAUUCUUGUCAUAGGAGGAAUAGGGUGUGCGGCGGGAUUCUGUAAGGGAUUAUGCAUACUGAAAACGUAUGUUAGCUUCAUGGUUACCCUGCUGUUCCUAGAACUAGGACUCGUGUUUUUCAUAUAUUCUGAACAAACGCAGAUACCAAGCGUCAUGAUUGAUUCCUGGAGCGGACUCAAUGUUGCCACACAGUAUAAGAUACAGACAGAGUUGGAGUGUUGUGGUAUAGAAAACUACACGGAGUACGGAACGGACGUGGAAUUGUAUCCCUCUAGCUGCUUUGUUGUGUAUGACGUCACCGGUAUCAUCGAAAAAACAGUCGAUACUCUCUUUACAACGAACUGUCUGACGCAGAUGCAGAACUGGCUGAAUAAUCACAUUCCAAUAUGGGCCUCUGUCAUCCUGGGCAUAGCUGUGAUACAGUGUUUGGGCGGUCUCACGUCCUGUGUAUUCCUACAGAGAGUUCAAAAAAAGCUUAAAGUCAAACCUAAUGACGAUGAAGAAGGAGAAAUCGUAGAUUCAGAAAUGGCUUCCAUGGGAGCAGGCUCAUCGAAAGACAAGGCUUCUACUGAUACGGAAAAUGAGGAACAAGACAACAUAAUAAAUUCCUCUGGUUUGCUUAUUGUGACUCAAGCCUCAGAGCAGGAUAUUAAGGACAACAGUACAAUUGAUUACCUCAACGAAAACAACGAUGACACAUUAUCAACAAAUACUCACAACGAGGUCAAAGAUGAAGCCAAUGUUGACACCAUUUCAAAUCAUGGUAAAGAUGGCUCGUCCGUAUUGGUAGUGGCUUCUGUUUCUAAGAAAGUAGCACACGACACAGAAAUUAAAGAUAGUGGUCCUGAUGAUGAAGUGGAGACGAUAAUUUUGACACAAUCAGAUGCUAAUGACGUGACGAACGAUACUAAAGAUAAAAACGACGACAAUGUUUCUAACCGUAGUGUACCUGUUCAGUCUUUGGUCCUGAUCCAGUCCAUUAAUCGGGAAGAGACAGGUGCAAAAAUGCAAACUACGACUUUGCCAGUACAGGCCGACGUUGGAAUUGUAACCCCGGACCAAACCAAGCCUAUUAGUGAUAUGAACGAUGACAGGAAUGAAAAGAAGGAUGACAAUAUUCCUAACCACAAUGCUUCUGAAUCGAACGAAGAAAAAGCUGCUGAAAAGGAACUCGGUGAUACCAAUGAAACUGACGACAUAGAAAUUGUAUAUCUCGCAUCAGGAACUACAGAUAAUGAAAAGGGAAACGAUAAAGGGAACGUAAACGACGACAAAGUUUUGAACUUCAGCACUUCUGAUCAAUUAAGGAGAGAAACAUCUGCCGAAGAGGGACCUAAAGAUACCAGUAAAACAGAUGAAACCGUAAUUAUAAUCCCGGUUACUGCCAUUAACGAGGACAAGGACAACGAUGAGAGAAAAGAAUGCGAUAGCGACAACAUUUCGAUCCAUAGUUCAUCUGAUCAAUUGAGUAGAAAAAUCUCUUCUGAUAAGGAACUCAGUGCUUCAAAUGAAACGGAUCAAGUGGAGACUGUACUUCGCACAUCAGUGCUGACCAGUGAUGAGAAAGAAGAGGACAAAAUAAUAGAAGACGACAACAUCAUUCCGAACCACAGCUCAUCUGAUCAAUCUAGGAGCGAAAUGUGUGUUGAAGAGGCUAUCGGUGAUACCUUUGAAACCGAUGACGUGAAAUAUAUAUCUCUCACACCAGUUACUACAAAUGACGAGGAUAAAGGAAAAGACGACGGCGACAACAAUGAAACCGAUGAAGUGAAAACUGAACCUCUGGCACCAGUUACUACCAAUGACGAGUUGAAAAACGAUAAAGGAAAGGACGACGGCGACAUCAAUGAAACCGAUGACGUGAAAACUGAACCUCUGGCACCAGUUACUGCCAAUGACGAGUUGGAAACCGAUAAAAGGAAAGAAGACGAUGACAGCAAUGAAACCGAUGACGCGGAAACUGUACCUCUAACAUCAGUAACUACUUACGACGAAAAGGAUAAUAACGAAGUACAAAAAGUCGACAAUAAUAACCAAAGCACAUUGUAGCCAUUUUUCAUUUUUCAAUGUCAAUAAACAUCAGGUAAAUAAGUUCUACCUAAUUUCAUUAAAAACAUAAAACAUCAAAUAAAAAGGGAAAUCCCAUUAAAGGGGGAGAAGUGCAAUGGUGAUAUCGACGACUAUACAAAAUAUAUUUCGAGUGGCCCCAGUUUCAUAAAAAUUACUUAACUUAAGGACAUUCUUUAAUUUAGAAUUUUACAUUAUGAAGCAUUACAGGGUUUAAGGAAAUCGCAUUAACUAUAU